AUCGGCAGCGCCUAUCGAUUGAAACUGCCGCAAAGAGGAAGCAGCUUGUUGAUUUUUUGCGCGGAGCCGCACGCGUUUCUGAAAUAAUUUGUUAAUUUUCGACUUGCCGUGUGGCCCGGCAAAUAUAUUUUGUACUCGACCGAAACACUCGUUUAACCAAAUCCGAAAUUCGCGUGUGUCCACCUGCAGGAGCAGCCUGUUCACAGUAUUUAAAGGAAAAUCCUGCCCAGCAAACACUCCCCCCGCAACAUGUCACAGUCGCCGCGAGGCGGGUCCGCCUCCAAGGACUCCAAGUACGACCUGAGCAAGAUAUCGGCUCGAGUGGAUCGGGUGAAUGUCAGUGGACUGCAGCGCACUCAGAACGACUACGUGAUGCGGGCCGCCGAUGGCCUGUUCAAGGCCACCAACUUCCAGGACCUCAUGGUGGAGGCCAUGUCCACCAAGUCGUACCUGCACGAGCUGGGCAUCUUCAAGGACGUGAGUGUGCACAUCGACAUUAGCCGCGGAGCGGAUGCCACGCCCCAGGGCUACGAAGUGACCUUCAAGGGUAAUGAGUAUACGCGCCUGAUGGGAUCCGCCGGCACGGAGAUUGGCCAGAACGAAGGAUCCUUGCGCACCGAACUAACCAUCCCGAAUAUCCUGGGCCGGGGGGAGAGUGUCUCGUUGCAGGGAAGCUACAGCAGCAACAGGGCCCAUGACUUGCAGUUGAAGUUCUGGAAGCCAUUCUUCCACACACGCUUUCGAGAAAAUCGACCAGAAUUAUCCUUCAGCGUCUUCAGGCAGACUGAUCGAUAUGAUAUCAGCUCGUUCCAGACCACAAAUCUGGGCUACCUGGUGGACUUUUCCGCCCACACCAUGCUGGGAGUGGAUUUAACCCACUCGCUGCAGUAUGAGAACUCCAUCAGGGAUGUGGGUCUACUGAACAAAUCGGUGCCCUUCGCCAUACGCGACCACUGUGGCCCCAAGCUGGCCUCCCUCAUCCGCUAUUCCAUCAUUUUCGACAAUCGGGACGGCAAUGUCUUUCCCACCCAGGGAGUUCUACUGAAAUCCGUGAACGAGUACUGCGGCCUGGGCGGCAACAUCGCCUACACCAGCAGCACAGCACACGGGGAGGUGAACGUGCCACUGUUUGCCGGGCUGGUGGCCCAGUUCUGCGGACGCGUGGGCGUCGUCAAGGAGACCAAGAACACCACCCAACUGCCCAUUAACUCGCUCUUCUACUGCGGCGGCCCUCUGACUCUGCGCGGCUUUAAGUUUGGAGGAGCUGGACCAGUGAUUGAUGGCACGCCAAUUGGAGCGCAGACCUUCUGGUGCACGGGGGCGCACCUGUGGGCGCCACUGCCCUUCGCCGGGGUCUUCAAAAACCUGGCCAGUCACUUUAGAAUGCAUUUCUUCUACAACCUGGGCAACAGCAACACUUUCAGCACAGAGAACAUGCGAAGUGCCUUUGGAGUUGGAUUGGCGGUCAAGUUGGCGGAAAGAGCACGCAUCGAGCUGAACUACUGCGUUCCAGUGCGUCGCCAGACCACCGAUAAUGCCAUUAAUGGUUUCCAGUUCGGCAUUGGUUACGAGUUCGUCUAAGAGUCGGCCUCGCCUUCAAUGAGAACUGGAGUUAGGUCCUAGCAGAGCCAUGAGAGUCACAACAGCAAAUGAGCCCCACGGAGAACAAGAAACCAUUAUUUUCGAGCUUUUGUUCUGUAUUUCUUUGUCAAUGCAUUUUACUUUCCUCAGCAAAUUGUAAUUGUAGUCCCAGCAAUCACUUAAGUAGUUCCUAAGGCGUGUACAUACAUCAAAACGAAAGGUUUAAAAAAAAUAUACAAAGGAAAUUAUUUGUUAAAGAGA
Messenger RNA from Drosophila ananassae, 1842 nucleotides. RefSeq names its product SAM50-like protein CG7639. Gene Ontology annotation, biological process: protein insertion into mitochondrial outer membrane; mitochondrial respiratory chain complex assembly. The record is from RefSeq and is a predicted model, not a curated record. The coding region runs from base 250 to 1581 and encodes 443 amino acids. Gene Ontology annotation, cellular component: outer membrane; SAM complex. Lineage: Eukaryota; Metazoa; Arthropoda; Insecta; Diptera; Drosophilidae. The transcript is spliced from 5 exons.